UUCAAUCUCAGUUUAUUUAAAAGGAGAGUAGCUUCAAAAAGGUUAUAUCCAUGGUUUACUGAUACCUCCAGCCAUGGGCCUUUGGGGCAUACUUGUUUUUUUAAUCUUCCUGGGUAAAAGUUGGGGACAGGAACAAACGUAUGUCAUUUCAGCGCCAAAAAUAUUCCGUGUGGGAGCAUCUGAAAAUAUUGUAAUUCAAGUUUAUGGAUACACCGAAGCAUUUGAUGCAACAAUCUCUCUUAAAAGUUAUCCUGAUAAAAAAUUUAGUUACUCUUCAGGCUAUGUUACUUUAUCCAUGGAGAACAAAUUCCAAAACUCUGCAGUCUUAACAGUACAACCCAAACAGUUGUCUGGAGGACAGAACCCAGUUUCACAUGUGUAUUUGGAAGUUGUAUCGAAGCAUUUUUCAAGAUCAAAAAAAGUGCCAAUAACCUAUGACAAUGGAUUUCUCUUCAUUCAUACAGACAAGCCUGUUUACACUCCACAACAGUCAGUAAAGGUUAGAGUUUAUUCACUGAAUGAUGACCUGAAACCAGCCAAAAGAGAAACUGUCUUAACUUACAUCGAUCCUGAAGGUUCAGAAGUGGACAUUAUGGAAGAAAAUGAUUAUACCGGAAUCAUCUCUUUUCCUGACUUCAAGAUUCCAUCCAAUCCUAAAUACGGUGUGUGGACAAUCCGAGCUAAAUAUAAAGAGGACUUUUCAACGACUGCAACCGCAUAUUUUGAGAUUAAAGAAUAUGUGUUGCCACAUUUUUCUGUCUCAAUAGAACCAGAAAAUAGUUUCAUUGGCUAUAAGGACUUCAAUGAUUUUGAAAUUACUAUCAAAGCAAGAUAUUUUUAUAAUAAAGUUGUCACUGAAGCUGAAGUUUAUAUCACUUUCGGAAUAAGAGACGACUUAAAAGAUGAUCAAAAAGAAAUGAUGCAAAAAGCCUUGCAAAACACAAUGUUGAUCAAUGGAAUUGCUCAAGUCACAUUUAACUCUGAAAUGGCAACUAAGGAACUGUCCUAUGAAAGUCUGGAAGAUUUAAACGACAAGUACCUUUAUAUUGGUGUCACAGUCAUAGAGUCUACAGGUGGAUUUUCUGAAGAGGCAGAAAUUCCUGGCAUCAAAUAUGUCCUCUCUCCCUACAAACUGAAUUUGGUUGCUACUCCUCUUUUCAUGAAGCCCGGGAUUCCAUAUUCUAUCAAGGUGCAGGUUAAGAAUUCAUUUGACCAAUUGGUAGGAGGGGUCCCGGUGACCCUGAGCGCACAAACGGUCGAUGUAAACCAAGAGAUGUCUAACUUGGAGUCGAAGAAAAGUGUAACACAUUCCAGUGAUGGAGUAGCUUCGUUUAUGGUUAAUCUUCCAUCUGGAGCAAGGAUGUUGGAGUUUAACGUCAAGACUGAUGACCCAGAUCUUCCAGAAGAAAAUCAAGCCGGCAAAGUUUACCAAGCAAUAGCAUAUUCAUCUCUCAGCCAAAGUUACCUUUAUAUUGACUGGACUGGAAACUAUAAACCUUUGCUUGUGGGAGAAUAUCUGAAUGUUAUUGUUACCCCCAGAAGUCCAUAUAUUAACAAAAUAACUCACUAUAAUUACUUGAUUUUAUCUAAGGGCAAAAUUGUCCACUUUGGCACAAGAGAGAAACUUCCAGAUUCAUCCUAUCAAAACAUAAACAUUCCAGUGACACAAAACAUGGUUCCUUCAGCCCGUCUCCUGGUCUAUUACAUCGUCACAGGAGAGCAGACAGCAGAGUUGGUGUCUGAUUCAGUCUGGUUAAAUAUCGAAGAAAAGUGUGGCAAUCAGCUCCAGGUUCAUCUGUCUCCAAGUGCAGAUGCGUCGUAUUCUCCAAGCCAACAUGUAUCUCUUAAUAUGGCAACUGAGUCAAAUUCCUGGGUGGCUUUAUCAGCAGUGGACAGUGCUAUAUAUGGAGUCCAGAGAAGAGCCAAGAAACCUCUGGAAAGAGUAUUUCAAGUCUUAGAGACGAGCGACCUAGGCUGUGGGGCAGGUGGUGGCCGCAACAAUGCAGAUGUAUUCCAUCUGGCUGGACUCCUCUUUCUCACCAACGCAAAUGUAGAUGACACCCGAGAAGAUGAUAAGCCCUGCAAAGAAAUUCUCAGGCCAAAGAGAAUGCUGCAAAAGAAAAUACAGGAGGAAGUUGCUAAAUACAAACACACAGUAUUGAAGAAAUGUUGCUACGACGGAGCCUACCGUAACGAAGAUGAGGACUGUGAGCAGCGUGCUGCCCGCAUUACAAUAGGUCCCAGAUGCGUCAGGAUCUUCAAGGAAUGUUGUCUUAUCGCAAAGAAGCACCGUGAUGAGGAUCCUCUUAAAAACAUCCAGCUGGGAAGGCUGCAUAUAAAGACCCUGUUACCAGUGAGCAAGCCAGAAAUAAGGAGCUAUUUUCCAGAAAGCUGGUUAUGGGAAGUUCAUCAUGUCCCCAGAAGAAGCCAAUUGCAAUUUGUGCUACCUGAUUCUCUAACCACCUGGGAAAUUCAAGGUGUUGGCAUUUCAAAUAGUGGUAUAUGUGUUGCUGAUACUCUCAAGGCACAGGUGUUCAAAGAUGUCUUCCUGGAAAUGAAUAUACCAUAUUCUGUUGUACGAGGGGAGCAGAUCCAGUUGAAAGGAACUGUUUACAACUAUAGAAUGUCUGGUAUGCGGUUCUGUGUUAAAAUGUCUACCGUGGAGGGAAUCUGUACAUCCGGAAGCCAAGCCAUUGGCCACCAGGGCAUAAAUCCCUCCAAAUGUCUGUCCCAGAGAGUAGAAGGUUCCUCCAGUCAUUUGGUGACCUUCAGCGUGCUUCCCCUGGAAAUCGGCCUCCACAACAUCAACUUUUCACUGGAGACUUCACUUGGAAAAGAAAUCUUAGUAAAAACAUUACGAGUGGUGCCAGAAGGUAUCAAAAAGGAAAGUUAUGCUGGUGUUACUCUGGACCCAAGGGGUAUUUAUGGUGUCGUUAGUAGACGAAAAGAGUUCCCAUACAGGAUACCGUUAGAUUUGGUCCCCAAAACAAAAGUCAAAAGGAUCGUGAGCGUAAAAGGACUGCUUAUAGGAGAGGUCAUGUCUACAGUUCUGAGUCAGGAAGGCAUUGACAUUCUUACCCACCUCCCCAAGGGGAAUGCAGAAGCAGAACUGAUGAGCAUUGUCCCAGUAUUCUAUGUUUUUCACUACCUGGAAGCAGGAAAAAAUUGGAACAUUUUUUCUACUAAUUCACUUAUUCAAAAUCAGAACCUGAGGAAAAAAUUAAAAGAAGGGAUGGUGAGCAUCAUGUCCUACAGAAAUGCUGACUCUUCUUACAGCAUGUGGAAGGGUGGCAGUGCUAGCACUUGGUUAACAGCCUUUGCUUUAAGAGUGCUUGGACAAUUAAAUAAGUACAUAGAACAGAACCAAAAUUCAAUUUGUAAUACUUUAUUGUGGCUGGUGGAGAAUUGUCAACUAGAAAAUGGAUCUUUCAAGGAGAAUUCGGACUAUCAACCAAUAAAAUUACAGGGUACCUUGCCUGUCGAAGCCCGGGAGAACACCUUAUAUCUGACAGCCUUUGCUGUGAUUGGAAUCAGAAAGGCUUUUGAUAUAUGCUCCCUGAUGAAAAUCAACACGGCCAUCACUAAAGCUGACACCUUUCUGCUUGAAAAUACCCUCUCAGCCCAGAGCACCUUUACACUGGCCAUUGCUGCUUACGCUCUUUCCCUGGGAGAUAAAACCCACCCGCAGUUUCGUUCAAUUGUCUCAGCCCUGAAGAAGAAAGCUUUGGUUAAAGGCGAUCCAGUCAUUUAUCGCUUUUGGAAAGAUGAUCUUCAACAGGAAAGCACAUCCACACCUAGCCCCAGUACAGCACACGUGGUAGAAACCACUGCCUACGCUUUACUCACCAGUCUGAGCUUGAAAGACAUAAAUUACGUUAACCCAAUCAUCAGAUGGCUAUCUGAAGAGCAGAGGUACGGAGGCGGCUUUUAUUCAACCCAGGAUACAAUUAAUGCCAUCGAGGGCCUGACGGAAUAUUCACUCCUGAUAAAACAACUCCACUUGAACAUGGACAUCAAUGUCUCUUACAAGCAUAAAGGUGACCUCCACCGUUAUAAGAUGACAGAGACGAAUUUCCUUGGGAGGCCAAUAGAGGUGCCCCUCAAUGAUGACCUCGUCGUCAGUACUGGGUAUAGCAAUGGCGUGGCUACGGUGCACGUAACAACUGUGGUUCAGAAAACCAGUACUUCUGAGGAAAUCUGCAGCUUUCAUUUGAAAAUUGAAGCCCAAGACAUAGAAGCUUCCAGCUACAGACGCUACAGCGACUCAGAUUACAAACGCAUAGUAGCAUGUGCCAGCUACAAGCCCAGCAAAGAAGAAUCAUCAUCGGGAUCUUCCCAUGCAGUGAUGGAUAUCUCUUUGCCUACUGGAAUCGGUGCAAACCAGGAAGACUUAAAAGCUCUUGUGGAAAGGGUAGACCAACUAUUAGCUGAUUACCAAAUCAAAGAUGGACAUAUUAUCCUGCAACUGAAUUCGAUUCCUUCUGAUGAGUUCCUUUGUGUUCGGUUCCGGAUAUUUGAGCUGUUUCAAGUUGGGUUUCUGAAUCCUGCUACUUUCACGGUGUAUGAAUACCACAGACCAGAUAAGCAGUGCACCAUGUUCUAUAACCCAUUCGAUGCCAGACUGCAGAAAGUCUGUGAAGGAGUAACAUGCAAAUGCAUAGAAGCUGACUGCGGACAGAUGCAGACAGAAUUGGAUCUGACAAUCUCUGCAGAUACUAGAAAAGAAACAGCAUGUAAACCAGACAUUGCCUAUGCUUAUAAAGUUCGUAUCACAUCCAUCACCAAAGAAAAUGUCUUUGUGAAGUAUACGGCAACCCUCCUGGACAUCUACAAAGCUGGAGAAGCUGUUGCCCAGAAAGACUCUGACGUCACCUUCAUUAAAAAGGUAACAUGUGCUAACGCUGAUCUGGAAAAAGGAAGACAAUAUUUGAUUAUGGGUAAAGAAGCCCUCCAGAUAAAAUACAAUUUCAGUUUCAAGUACCUCUACCCUUUGGAUUCGUCCACCUGGAUUGAAUAUUGGCCUACAAACGCAAUGUGCCCAUCAUGCCAGGCGUUCUUGGCUAAUUUAGAUGAGUUUGCUGAAGACAUUUUUCUAAAUGGCUGCGAAAACCCCUGAGGAAGUUCAACCAUGUAGGGUUUUCGCUGUGGACUCCUGUUGUGGAAGUGUCUUCCUUUUCUUUUGUUUCUUCUUCUUCUUCUUCUUCUUCUUCUUCUUCUUCUUCUUCUUCUUUUUAACAUUCACAGCUGGUCUUAUUUGGAAAGCUCACUUUACUUAGAAUUAGUGGCACUUUGCUUUUAGUAGAGGAUGAUUUUAAGAGCUGUAACUUUCUGAAAUAACACGGCCUUAGGGGGCAUGGAGACAGACACCCGUUCCAAGGUUAUCGGACACCAGAAGCAAUAAAAAUUGGACCGCCUCCUAAAACCUACCGCUCAGGAAUGUCUGCCAGGGACCAAAGAAUAGCCCCCAUUGAAAUGGAGUAUCUUACAAUAACAUGGCCUUUGCUUGAAAGAAAAUACCGAGGGGCAGAGAGCUGGUCAUUAAAACCUGACUUUGCUUUCAAAAUGUGGGAAAAAGCGAAGAGGCCUAUUAUUUUAUGCGAGGCCAGCUGGACCCACACAGAUGGGCAAGUUGAGAGGCAGAGACCUGAGAAGGCCCAGCCUCAGAGUCCUCAGCAAACUGAGAAGGUGGGAGCAUUUGCCCCUGUGGCUCCCCUUCCCCCCGUGGGGGUCCCAUGACUCCCUCCCAGCGCCUGUCCGUUUCCCCCAGGGUCUCCCUCAGCAAUAAUCACCCUGGGAGGCAGCCCGCAGUGCAGCACCUGGUGAGGAGAAGCCAAGUGGUGAUCAGGAGACCUUCCUGCUGGGCCCUAACCAGGUCUUGGAGCCGUGUUUGAGCUUUUCUAAAAGAGGGUCUAUAACAGGAUGUUCAUUUCUUUUUUUUCUUUUUUAAUGUCUAUUUUUUGAGAGAGAAAGAGAGAGACAGAGCACAAGCAGGGGAGGGGUAGAGACGGAGGGAGACACAGAAUCCGAAGCAGGCUCCAGAUUCCGAGCUGUCAGCACAGAGCCCGACAUGGGGCUCGAACCCACGAUCUGAGAGAUCAUGACCUGAGCCAAAGUGGCCCGCUUAACCGACUGAGCCACCCAGGUGCCCCAAGUGACCUUUAGAUCUUAGGAAAGAAUUUUCCCAAUAGAUUCCCAUUUAAUGUCUCAAUAAUCUCACAAGGUACAGGGAUUAUUAUUAUCCCCAAUUUAUGGAGGAGGAAAUGGAAGCUCAGAAAAGUGAAGCAAUUUUCCCAGCCUGGUAAGGGGCAGCAGUGGAGACCAAGCCCCAAGGCUUUCCCUCUGUCCAGACACAUCCCUCUUCCACAUCAUGACCAUCACAUUGCUUGUCAGGUUUAAUUUUCUAAGACCAAGGUAGGAUGCAGUUGGAGUUUCUUAGGUAUAGUUUAACGAACUCCAUUGAAAUCUCACCAGGAAACAGGAAGAUAAACUCUGGCUGUAACAGUAACAGUGACUGUAACGCAUUCCCUUUUUGUAAAAUCUGCAUUUUACCAGUUAGGCAGAACUACACGAGGCUUGCAGUGUGCCUUGUAAGUAAUACUAAGAUUUUCCACUUCCAGGAGCUGAGAAUUUAUUUUCGUUAAUGUCAAGGCUCACAUUGUGGGCACUCCCUUGGCAAAAACAACCAUGCCCCGACUCUCUGCCAGCAAGGGAUGAGGCCCCCCUCCGGAGCUGACCUGAAGCGUCUCCUGUCCCCCUCCUGCCCAAUGCAGGAUGUAUGGAGCCGACCGCUGCAGUGCUGGGAGGCACAGGUCUCUCUCUUCCCCAAGCACUGUGGCAAAUAGGUUGGGCCACAGUGGCCUAAUUAACCCACGAUAUCUCAGAGCUUUCAAACAUCAAAUCAAAACUUUCUGAGUUAGCCCGGCACCCUUUAGAAAUCCACCAGCAUACUUCUUUAGUGAGGCUUUCACAACCCCCCAAACAGGCUGGGGUCCCUGCUCCACCCUGAGCAGCUCUUCCAAGGCACUUGCAACUAUGUCUCCAAGCAGGUAUAUUGUUUAUUCAGCGUGCAGCUUCCUAGCUCCACCGUCAGCUCUGUGUGGGCAAGUCUGGAUCUGUUCUGUUCACCGCUGUCUCUGGUGCCUGGCACAAUGCUGGACGUGUCACAGGGACUCAUUAAGUGUCUGCGGAUUCCCGCUGAGUAUGGGGCAUCAGAAAGCCCAAAUUCUAGUCUUGGCUUUGCCCCUGCAGGGACUUGGGACAAACCUUCUCAUCUCUUUGGUGGUCUGUAAACAAGGGAGUGGAACAUUCAAACGCCUUUCUACAGCUCUAAGAAGGUAUCUCAUAAUCUUAUGUUGGGAAACAGAAAACAAAACCACAUGGCAUGUAAGCAAGGCAUGUAUUUCUUUCUGGAAAUAGGAAGGGAGCUCAGAGAAGUGAGUGAGUGUGUGAGCUAGAGGGCUUUCCGCGCACCUCUUAAAGACCGGGCGGGAUUUGGGUAGGGAGAGGGAGGCAGAAGGAUCUUUCCGGUUGAAGGGAAAAGCAUGAGGCAGGUUUCCCCUUGAGGCAGUAAGAAGAUUUAGAUGCUACAAAUGAACGCUAUUCAUUUUAAUGGCUAGAUGUUUAUUUUUUUUUUUAAGUUUUUACUUUAAUUCCAGUUAGUUAGCAUACAGGGCUAUAUUAGUUUUGGGUAGGUGAUAUAGCGAUUCAGCUAUAUGUUUGUGUUAACAUAUAUUAGAAAAACUACAACUAGCACCUCAAAACCACGAUAUACAAUUUUUUUCAAAAAUAAAUGUAUCUGUCAAAAAAUAAGUCUAUUUAAGGAAAAGUUUUAAGUAAACAAAAGUAUAGGUUGUUCUUGGGAAAAUCAUGAGGUUGGCAUGCACAAGAUUGACGUUUAGGAAGCUCUGUCUUAAGAAAAUAUGUGGAAUUGACAGUGUGCCAAGCUUGAGACAGGCAGCCUCACUCCAUUUUCCUCAGUGAGGAAUCCUGAGCCAAAGUCAUGUCCAGUCUUACCUCCCAGCCCCGAUGAUGCUAAUUUAUUCAGCAACAUCCAACAAACAUGCCCUGAUUGGUAACUGUAGUCUAAGCCCAACUCUAGGCGCUUGGUACCCAGAUCCCCACCCUGAUGGAACUUCGAUCCCGGACGGAGAGACACAUCAUGAACAGUAAAGACAAUACCUGGGCACCUGGCCCUGACUGUCUGAAGGGGAUAAGAACUAUGAGGAAAAGAAAAGGAGAACAGAGUAAGGGAGCCGAGGAGUAGCUGAGGAGGGGUUUCCGUUAUCAAUAGAGUGGUCUGGUCAGAGUGGGCUUCAAAGUGAGAUGUGAGCAGAGGCUUGGAGGUGACGAGAGAGGGAGCCAGGUGGCCACCUAGGGGAAGAGUGUCCCGGGCAGAGGGAGCACUGAGUACCCAGGCCCAAAGCAGGAGCAGGCCUGGUGUCUUACAGGAAGAGCAAAGAGGCUGGUGUAAUAGAAGGAGAGUGAGGCAUAGGGGAGGUGGGUGGAGAUGAGGCCAGAGACUGCAUAGAGACCAGAUCAGGCCUGUCACGGACAGGGUAUUUGCUUUCCACUUUACUCAGAGGGAAAGGGGAGCCAUUGCGAGGUUUUGAGCAGAGGAGUGCAGCAGGAGGCCACUGUUGUAAAACAGACAAGAGAUGUUGCGUCAACCAAUCGAACGAGGCAGAGGUCAUUGACUCUGCAAUGAAAGAGAACACACAGCACGGGAACCAUAGAGCUUCUCAGAAAAGGAUGUUAGAUAGGACUUACUACAGGAUUUGGGCUUGUGGUGAAUUAUUUUAGGGAGGGUUUAAGGAAGGAAGGCUUUGCUCCGGAUUGGAUGCUGUCAGGAAGCAGGAGUAAUCUGCUUUACUUCCAUAAGCCUCUGUCUUCUCAUCUGAAAAAUGGGAGCACUCAGAUUUCUUAUCUAAGUGGAAGGAAAAGAAGUAGCAGUCACUCACAUUAGCCAGGAAAGGGGGAGGUGUUUGCUUAUUUUUGGGAUUUGGAUACUGUUCCUAUUUUCUGCUCAAACAUGAUUAUGGCAAAGUUUAGGCUUUUUUUUUUUUCUUUUUUCCCAUGUUGAUCCAUUUUGUGUGAUGUUUGUGUUCUGUGACAUCAGACACAGACAACAGGAUAGCCUGACUCUGAAUACCAGGUCAACUCCUACGGUCACCAAGCCCAGCUACCAGUCCAGCACCCAGCUGUCUUCUCUCACAUAGACUCUUUUUCCUAGAAAAUGCACAUUCACAAACAGUGCCCAGAUCUGCGUCCGAUUCCAGGAGCCCCUGUGAAAGUCCACGCAUGGGCCCGACGCCUGCCUCAGGAGCCGGGAUUUCAGCUGCCCGAUGGGAGAGGCUCUCAGAGACAUAAGGCAGCUCCGUGUCAUGUUUGCAGAGGUUUCUCUGCUCCUGAAAACAAACUGAUUCUGCA
Felis catus (domestic cat) is the source of this 9426-nucleotide messenger RNA. RefSeq names its product complement C5 (gene C5). Bases 74 to 5116 code for a protein of 1680 amino acids. Gene Ontology annotation, cellular component: extracellular region. The record is from RefSeq and is a predicted model, not a curated record. Gene Ontology annotation, biological process: complement activation; inflammatory response. Gene Ontology annotation, molecular function: endopeptidase inhibitor activity; protein binding. Lineage: Eukaryota; Metazoa; Chordata; Mammalia; Carnivora; Felidae. The transcript has 41 exons.